Messenger RNA from Oncorhynchus kisutch (coho salmon), 1805 nucleotides. Its product is annotated as E3 ubiquitin-protein ligase MYLIP-A. The record is from RefSeq and is a predicted model, not a curated record. The coding region runs from base 268 to 1674 and encodes 468 amino acids. Gene Ontology annotation, molecular function: ubiquitin-protein transferase activity. Gene Ontology annotation, cellular component: cytoskeleton. Gene Ontology annotation, biological process: ubiquitin-dependent protein catabolic process. NCBI's taxonomy places the organism in Eukaryota, Metazoa, Chordata, Actinopteri, Salmoniformes, Salmonidae. The transcript has 7 exons.
GUUAGAAUGAACAACCCGGUAGGUGGCGACAAAAACCUUGUUUACGUCUGUGUGUUUACACUGAUUGGUUGUUGAGAAGUUCGUUGAAUGAAGGGGGCGGUGUUUUACUCUCCGAGCCAUAUAAAAUCCCACGGUUGUAUUUUUGGACACGGCCUGAUCAGUCCAUGGACUGUAAAGUUUGAAUGUUUGGUUUUCCUGUAAAGUGUAAGUGUAUCGAUAGAUUAAACUACUAUAGGACAACUAUUGCAAACAUACAGACAAAUAAAAAUGCUUUGCCAUAUCACGCGACCGGACUCGAUGGUGAUGGAGGUGGAUGUUGAUUCGAAGGCUAAUGGAGAGGACUGUUUACACAAGGUCUGUCGGAAACUGGGAAUAAUAGAGGUGGAUUACUUUGGGCUUCAGUUCUGUGGAAGCAAAGGGGAGAGUUUGUGGUUGAAUCUCAGGAACAGGAUCUCCCAACAGAUGGAUAACCUGUCUCCCUGCAGACUGAAGCUCAGAGUCAAGUUCUUUGUGGAACCCCAUCUGACCCUGCAAGAACAGACAAGACAUAUGUUCUUCCUGCACAUAAAGAAGGAGCUGGACAGUGGCAGCCUGCAGAUGGAGGCUGAGCAGGCCAAGGAGCUGUGUGCCCUCCUAGCCCAGGCUGAGUAUGGAGACUACAACCAGAACACAGCCAAGUACUGCUCCAGCCAGAUCUUCAGACAGGAGCCUGACCUGGCAACCAUCAACAGCAUCCAGGAGAAGCACCGUGAGCUAGAGGGUCUGAGCCAGGCGUCAGCAGAGUACCAGGCCCUACAGCUGGUGUCCUCCCUGGAGAACUACGGGGUGGAGUGGCACUGGGCCAGGGACUCAGAGGGACAGAGGCUGGCUGUAGGGGUCGGCCCUGAAGGGGUAUCUAUCUGUCAGGAGGACUUCACCCCCACCAACAGGAUCAUUUAUCCCAUCAUCCAGAUGGCCACCCAGUCAGGGAAGAAUGUGUACAUGACCAUCACUAAGGACAGUGGUGAGGAUGUGGCCCUGCUGUUUAAGAUGACAAGCACCAGAGCUGCCAGCGGCCUGUACCGGGCCAUCACAGAGACCCACGCCUUCUACAGGUGUGACACGGUGACGAACGACGUGAUGAUGCAGUACAGCCGUGACUUCAAGGGUCACCUGGCGUCUCUCUUCCUCAACGAGAGCAUCGACCUGGGCAAGAAGUAUGUCUUCGACAUCCGACGCACCUCUAAGGAGGUCUACGACCACUGCCGCAGGGCGCUCUACAACGCCGGCAUGGCAGGGGACUGUGUGUCCGGCGAGCAGAGCCCGUCGCGGUCCCCUGGGGUGGGGGAAGGAGGCUGUGAGGGGUGCCAGAGGAGCCGGGUUCUGGAGGAGAAGCUGCAGCAGCUCCAGGAUGCUCUGCUGUGUAUGCUGUGCUGUGAAGAGGAGAUGGACGCUGCCUUCUGCCCCUGUGGACACAUGGUGUGCUGCCACAACUGUGCUGUCCAGCUAGAGGUGUGUCCGGUGUGUCGGUCAGAGGUGGACCAUGUCCAACACAUCUACCUGCCCACCUGUGCCAACCUGCUGUCCCUGGCAGUGAGCAGUGCUGCCCCCUUCAAUAUUCCCAGAGACCUGGCCACUCACCUCUGUUCCUCCAGAGAGUUCUACACCAGCACAGACCAGAUCUGUCACACGUAGAUUUACUUCCAAAUAGCUAUCAUUGCUAUCAUUGCUAACGUUAGCUAGCUAAAAAUCUGGAGGUCUCCCCUCAAUCUUAGCUAGCUGGCUAACGUUAGCUAGCUAAAAUCUGGAGGUCUCCCCUCAAUCUU